Messenger RNA from Epinephelus lanceolatus (giant grouper), 1609 nucleotides. NCBI's taxonomy places the organism in Eukaryota, Metazoa, Chordata, Actinopteri, Perciformes, Serranidae. The record is from RefSeq and is a predicted model, not a curated record.
CAGAAGCUGUGUGUGGUGUCUCUAACCUGGAAAUAUUUGCUUUCACAUCAUGAACUUCAGCAUUUAAGUUAUUUCUGUGAAAUACGUUUGUCCUGAGCGAGAAGAACAUUUGUGUUAUUUUUACCCCUCAGAUCCAACAUCUACAAUGAGGACAAUAGUUUGGUUUGUUUUUGUGCUCUGUGCACUCUCUGCUUCAGGGAAAGUGUUUGUUGCAAAACAAGGGCAGAAAACCAUGCUCGAGUGUGGGGUCAGCACCUACUCUGACACCCUGGAGUGGAAUCGUGAGAAUGACCUGCUCUGUAGCACUCCAAAAGUACAAAGGAAGUACAGCUUCCCUCGCACAGGCAAAUCUGACACUGCGUUGAGGUCAAAGAUAAGGCCAGAAACAAGACUGGAGAUCGCUGGAGUCACGAUGCAAGAUGCUGGAAAGUUCACUUGCAAGGCAGAUGGGAAAAGUUACCAACAUACACUCCUUGUGGUUUUAGUCUCGGCCAGCUCCUCUGGAGAUCUCCUGCUGGGCAGUGAGGUUACGCUCAAGUGUCAGGUAACAGGUAUGAACCCGGACUCUACGGUGCAGUGGAAGAGGCCAGAUGGAAGGUCACACGCAGGGUCACAGGCUGAACUCAAAUCUGUAGCCCGCUCUGAUGCAGGAACCUGGAACUGCAUGUUCUCCUAUGACGGAACAACGUACAGUGAGAGCCUAGAAAUCAAAGUUCAAGAGCCGAAAACAACUGCACCGCCCCCUACCCAAAAGUCAAAGGACAACGGUAAACCAAGCUGCCUUGACUGUGUUACUCAUCCUAAACCCAACGAUGCUCUGCUGCUGGGGCUCAGCUGGUGGAUGUGGGUUGCAAUUGGAGUGGGCUGUCUGCUUGUGCUUCUCCUGAUUGUCCUUAUCGUUGUCCUGCGCGAGAGGAACAAAAGAAGGAAGAGGAAAUUUCGAAGCAUGAAGAAUGGUGGACUCCCGAUGAGGCCCAAGAACUACUGCCAGUGUAACCGCCCAGCAGCUGCAGCAAAACCGCAGCAAGGACGCCGGAGAGAGAAGCCAUCAGCUCCCCCUCUGCAACCCCUGCUAAUGGAGUGACAUGAAAGACAGAUCGAAGAAAGGACAGAUAGAAAGAAAGAACGACAGAGAGAGAGAGAGAGAGAGUGACAGGGAAGGAAAGAGAGGGACAGAUAGAGAUAAAGAGAGUGAGUGAAAGAAUUUGGCAUGAAUGUAAAUGGGCUUUUGAAUGCUGGAGAUGAAAAUAAAAAUCAAAUGUAAUGAUGUGGGCACUUUUGAGCUUUUCCACCAAAUAUAACCAGUGAAGUGAAUGCAGAUAGGCUCCUCCACUGCAAGAGAGAACAGCAACUGUCUGUAUUUGUUUUUGACAUUUAUGCAGCAUAAUCACGUGUUAAGAAUAUCCUUGUAUACAGCAUUGUCAUCCUCUAAUGUGCUUGCUAUGGUAAAUUUCAUUCAGCUGAUGUCAAUAUAUUUUUCUUUCUUGUGUUUCUGUGUAUUUGAUAGAUGUAUACUUUAUCUUUAUUUCUGUAAAUGAAAAUAUUCGAGUGUUGUAUGUUGAAGAUGUCUUUUUUCCCCAUCAGACAAUAAACUAUAAGAACACCCAAA